GGUAUAGCAAAGGCGGUAAAAAUUGUAAGCGCCGUUUGGUUAAACACGAGUAUGCGGACACUACUUCGAGAGAUUAGACGUGCACCUAAAUAAUAAAUGACGGGUGUUUGAGAUUUUUUUUAAUUAAUUUAUCAAAAUUAUUUAUUAAGGUGUGAAAGUGUCCCGUUUCAGGAUGGCUUCGGCGAAGACGCGCAAAUGGGCAGACUGGCUGACCUGCACCCAAGUCCUCAACAUCAUGGUGAUCCUCGGCUUCAUGUUCAACUACAUGCUGCGAGUCAACAUGACCAUCGCCGUGGUGGACAUGGUGAAGAAAAACGACACCAACACCACCUCCACCAGCACGCGCUUCGACUGGUCGGAGGCGCAGAAAAACGACAUUUUGGGCAGCUUCUUCUGGGGCUACGUCCUGACGGAGCUUCCCGGUGGCCGUCUCGCCGAGAUCGUGGGGGCGCGGCGGGUCUUCGGGGGCGGCAUGCUCCUCGCCAGCCUCAUAACAGUACUCACCCCGGCCGCGUGCCACUUGAACUACUAUGUAGUGUUAGUUUUACGGGCUUUUCUGGGCUUCUUCCUGGGGGCCACGUGGCCGGCGAUCCUGCCCAUGGCCGCCAAGUGGAUCCCGCCCAUGGAGCGGUCCAAGUUCAUCGCCAACAUGAUGGCCAGCUCGCUGGGGGCGGCGUUGACGAUGCCCGUGUGCGGGUUCUUGAUUUCGUCCAUUGGGUGGCCGAGUGUGUUUUACGUGACGGGGGCGGUGGGGAUCGUGUGGUCGGUGGCGUGGUUUUUGCUUGUGUUUGAUUCUCCGGCACAACACCCCAGAAUCACGAUUGAGGAGAAGUUGGAGAUUGAGUCGAAAAUCGCGGAGGGAAGUGGCGGGAAAAGUGUGAAGCCGUCCAAGGUGCCAUGGGUGAAGAUUUUUACUUCUGGGCCCGUCUGGGCGAUUAUUAUCACGCAUGGGUGUUCGGUUUUUUGCUACUUUACCGUUGUCAAUCAACUGCCGUCCUAUAUGGACCAUGUCUUGCAUUUUAAUAUAAAGAAGAAUGGGAUAUUGUCCAGUUUGCCCUAUCUCGGCAAAUACGCAAUGGCCGUCAUCGCCAGCUACCUCGCGGACCGACUGCUCAAAUCGGGCCGCCUCUCGCGCACCACCACCCGCAAAGCCUUCACCACGUUCGCCGUCCUGACCCCCGGCUUCCUCAUGAUAAUCCAGGCCUUCCUGGGCAUGGACCCCGUCAUAACAGUAGUAGUAUUCACCGCGUCCCUGUUUUUCAACGGCGCCGUCACCGCCGGCUACCUCUCCAACGGCCUGGACAUCGCCCCCAACUUCUCGGGGACGAUCUUCGGCAUGGCCAACACCCUCUCGUCCUUCGGCGGCUGGCUGUCGACCAAAAUCGUGGCCAUCCUCACCAAAGACGAGCAGACUUUCGAGCAGUGGCGGUACGUUUUCUGGAUUCUAGUCGGGACGUACGCCACUGGGGCCCUCGUUUAUCUGCUACUGGGGACCGGGGAGUUACAGAAGUGGAACUCUGCGGACGAGGAGGUGCGAGUGGAGAAGGAGAUGCAGCCGUUGAGGAGGAACGAGAAGGAGGUGCUAGCGUGAUUUUUACUGUUUUUAUACUUGUACAUAUUGUGAUUUUUUUAAAUAAAUUUUUGACGAUC
Molecule: messenger RNA, 1650 nt
Organism: Tribolium castaneum (red flour beetle)
Lineage: Eukaryota; Metazoa; Arthropoda; Insecta; Coleoptera; Tenebrionidae
Exons: 4
Coding region: 173-1591 (472 amino acids)
Biological process (GO): monoatomic anion transport; transmembrane transport
Cellular component (GO): membrane
Molecular function (GO): transmembrane transporter activity
Source: RefSeq, a predicted model, not a curated record